Messenger RNA from Triticum urartu, 2412 nucleotides. The record is from RefSeq and is a predicted model, not a curated record. NCBI's taxonomy places the organism in Eukaryota, Viridiplantae, Streptophyta, Magnoliopsida, Poales, Poaceae.
AUGGCGCUGAUGCUUGGGGUUCUCAAAGGCCAGAAACGCCCCCUUUGGAUGCAUCAGAGUACAGUUCUUAUGACCAGAACACUCUUAGGGGUCCCCCGUGGCAAGUUCAGUCACAAGGCGCUAACGCUGACAAAUGUUAUUACGCUGGCGGUGACCCGGCAAAUGUCUCCUGGCAAGCUUCACAAAUUGCAGGUGGAGCACGUCAUUAUGGUGUCACAGACCACACAAGAUGGUCAAAUACAGCACAACAAGGUGGAUGGGACUGCCGCUGAUACUGAAGUGAAUGAUGAAACUGACGACGACGCACAAGGGGAUGAAGAUGGUGGGAAAUCAGAGAUCGUGGUACCUCAGCCACCGUACAUUGGGCAGAGAUUUGAAUCGUUCGAAGCAGCAAAGGAAUACUACCAGACAUAUGCAAAGUUCCAUGGAUUUGCGGUCAACACCGAGUACCAUAGGAAAAUUAAGAAAACUAACGAGUACAGCAGAGGUGAGAUGAGGUGCCACAAGGCGCGGAGGAACAAGAAGGGGAAAGGCGAUGCGCCUGUCGUUCCGGAACGAAAGAGAGGUAUCAUUCUCAAGACUGAGUGCCCUGUCCGGUGUAAGCUAAACGUAGAUGGAGCACAGUGGGUGGUCAAUGAAUAUUUUGACGAGCACAACCACCAACUUAUAAAGAAGUUCGACCUGGUGAAAUUUCUGACCGCCCACGGAGGGUUCACCCCUGUCGAAAGGCAAUUCGUAAAGCUGCUACAUGAUUGUAACGUCGGUCCAUCAAGAAUGGUGCAGAUACUAUCUCUCAUCCACAGCAAAAAGGGGACUCUGAGUAGCAUGCCGUACAUACCAGCUGACGUCACAAACCUACAGGCCAGGUACCGUAGAGAGAGCAAGUUGGCAGACAUAGAGGCCACAAUUGCCUACUUCGAUGCGAAAGCCAAGGAAGAUCCAGAUUUCUUCUACAGGAUAAGGUUGGACGAUGAGGACCGUGUCAGGAACAUGUAUUGGGUGGAUGGUGCUGCAAGGAGAGCCUACAAACAUUUCCGAGAUUGCAUUUCAUUCGACGCGACGUACCUCACCAAUAUGUACAAGAUGACAUGCGCUCCGUUCAUAGGAAUAAAUAACCACAAUCAGUCGUUGCAGUUUGGCUGCGGGCUCAUCCGGAACGAAGACACGGAUGGGUACGUUUGGCUGUUCAAGACCUUCUUGGAGUGCAUGGAUGGACUUGCUCCGAUGAACAUAAUAACAGACCAAGAUUUCAGCAUGCGUGCAGGCAUAGAGGAGGUCUUUCCGUUGGCAGUGCACAGGCACUGCAGGUGGCACAUUAUAAAGAAGGCUGAGGAGACGCUAGGACCGUUCUUUGCUGACCGUCCAGAGCUUCACAAGGCAUUCGAGCUGUGCGUGGACCACAGCUUGACGGUGGAGGAGUUUGAAAGGAGCUGGAUGGCCAUGACUGAAACACAUCAAACUACGCAGCGCAGCGAGGGGUUCAAUGCUGUUUUGAAGCGGUACGUCAGCCCUGGCAACUCAUUGCUACAGUUUGCCAAGCAGUACACAGCUUUGCAACAAAAAAUUCUGGGAUCUGAGCUACAGCAAGAAGCGACCACGGCACUAAAGCAGCCAAAAUUGCUAACGUAUUUACCGAUAGAGAGGCAAAUGAGCAAGAUAUACACCAACAAGAUCUUUAACAAAUUCCAGGAAGAAAUAAAGUGUGCCAGCAUGUUCACGGCUUUCCAGGUGGACGAACAUACGUUCAAGGUGUGUUCUAUUUUGGGCAUGUCAGAUUCAGAACCUAAAGACCCGGAAAAAGGAAGGAACUACUUCGUCAAAGCCUCGAUAGGCAAAGGCGAGUACUACUGCCAAUGCUGCAAGUUCAAAUGGGACGGCAUUGUGUGCUGUCACAUACUAAAAGUAAUGGACAUGAACGUUGUGGCACGGAUGCCCCACCAUUUCAUAAGGAGGCGAUGGACUUGGGACGCUGACGACGCGUUGGCGCCGCAGACAACACACGCAGUUCUGGCUGUGCAUGACGAGAGACCUGAGUCAACCAUGGAAGCCGUGAGGCACGUUGUGCUGACAAAGAACUAUGUUGAGAUAAUUGAUGAAGCGUGCAAGAGUGAUGAGACAGCGAGAGUCGCAGAAAAACACAGGAAGGCACUGAAAAGAGAGCUUGAUGAGAUCAAGAAGAGGAAAGCUGAGGAAGCCUUACACCGGCUCCCCCGCACAUCAAGUGUGCCUUCAUCCACGGGGCCAUCAUCUGAAAACUCGGAGAUAGGAUCUGGAACAGCAAGCACACAGACCCAGGUCAGGAACCCACCCCGUUCCAUCACAAAGGGCCGUCCAAGAGAGGUAAGGUACAAGUCGGGAUUGGAGAUCCAAGCAAAACACAAGAAAACGAAGAAAGGGGCGGGCAAUCCAUGA